Messenger RNA from Hibiscus syriacus, 855 nucleotides. Its product is annotated as probable beta-1,3-galactosyltransferase 2. Gene Ontology annotation, molecular function: hexosyltransferase activity. The coding region runs from base 1 to 513 and encodes 170 amino acids. Gene Ontology annotation, cellular component: Golgi membrane. NCBI's taxonomy places the organism in Eukaryota, Viridiplantae, Streptophyta, Magnoliopsida, Malvales, Malvaceae. The record is from RefSeq and is a predicted model, not a curated record. The transcript is spliced from 4 exons.
AUGGUUGCAGCAACACUUGGUAUGACUUUAGCUGGACAUAGAAAGAAACCCCGAGUUUGUGUUGGUUGCAUGAAGUCUGGCCCUGUUCUUGCUCGAAAGGGAGUGAAAUACCAUGAACCUGAGUACUGGAAAUUUGGCGAGGUUGAGGUUGGAAACAAAUAUUUCCGACAUGCUACCGGACAACUGUACGCUAUAUCGAAAGAUUUGGCCACUUACAUAUUGAUAAAUCAGAAUGUACCGCAUAAAUAUGUUAAUGAAGAUGUAUCGUUGGGAGCUUGGUUUAUCGGUUUAGAUGUGGAGCAUGUGGAUGACAGGAGAGACUGCUGUGGUACUCACCCAGAUUGUGAAUGGAAAGCUCAAGCUGGUAAUAUCUGUGUUGCUUCAUUCGACUGGAGGUGCAGUGGUAUUUGCAGGUCCGUGGAGAGGAUUACGGAGGUUCAUGAACGUUGUGGUGAGGACAAGAAUGCUUUAUGGAGCACGAACUUCACGCAAGGAACAAAAACUUAUUCCUGAGGAAAAAUAUACAUGGGGAGAACUGGCACAGAGAUGCUUUUGUCACCCUUUCUAUAAUUUUCUCCCCUUUCCCCACAUUUAUAUUUGCAUCCAUAGGUGUAAAGAGUAUAUUAUACCAUAGAAAAACAUUAGAGAUACCCCUUGCUUUUUGCUUCUGGGGUACCCCUCUACCUCUGAGGAUACCGACCCCAAUACAGCUGCCUCAACCUCAUUCUUUGAAUGGUGGAGGGCUGGAUUAAUAAGUUUUCUACCAUGGUGAUGAGAUCUAUAUGACUAAUCUUUGUGGACAGCAUAUUGCUGCUUCCUAUUCAAUAAAAUCAAUUUAAUUACAGGUUUAUAUCA